AUGGAGACGGCCAUUCGCUGGUCUCCAUCUUCGACCACUGCGGAGCAACGCUUUCUCUCCGUCGACGUGACGGGGAAGGCCUUCCGACUGUGCAGGGUGACCGCGUUCGACGGGCAAACACUCGAUCAUGAGGUGCUGUCGACGCACACGAAAGUGCCUGCCUUUCGCGCCUUCGAUUGGUCGCCCGUCGACGAGUCGCUCGUGGCGGUGGGCCAGUCGUCCGGCGACGCGACCAUCCUGCGCAUGAACAGCGAGUCCCAGGAGUCGUUCUCCUUCCCCAUUCGCCACCAGCGGUACUGCAAUGCCGUCGCGUUCAGCACGCAUGGCUUGCUGGCCGCCGGCCUGGAUCGCGUGCGAAAUGACUUCUGUCUGAAUAUCUGGGACGUGAGUCAGCGGCUGACCAUGAAGGGCGCGAAGGGCUACGUCGAGCCGUUGCGGAAGCUCGCCAGCUCUGAGCCCAUCACCAGCGUGAAGUUCUUCCGGGAUCAACCCGACACGUUGGUCACCGGGGUCAAGGGACAAUAUGUGCGUAUCUAUGACCUGCGUGAGGGACCGGGAAACCCGUCGCUGCAGUUCCCCACCCGCUGUGUGCAUAAUCUGGCCAUCGAUUGGCUGGACGAGAACUAUAUUGCGUCGUGCUUGACGUCGAAUGAUCCGACUAUCUGUAUCUGGGACCGUCGCGUGGGUUCGCGAUAUACGUCGCCUGGCGUGGGGCCUGCGAAUGCCGUCGAGACGGGCCAGCCUGGACCGGCACUGGAGUUUUCGAAUGUGAUUGCACCAAAGUCGUCGAUAUGGAGUCUUCGGUUUUCGAGGACGAAGAGAGGGUGUCUGGGCGUUCUGGCAAACACGGGCCAUUUCAAGACCUACGAUAUCGCGAAGGAGUACCUAUCCGAGGAAUAUCGGUCGUCGAUGGAUGAAACUCUCGGUCAGGGAUCUUUGAAAAACUACCCCGAGCAGAUCUACACGAAACACGUUCGCGAUGUCUACGGCCCGUUCAAUCAUUCUUCGCGCGGCUAUGCGGAGUCCGAACGAGUCGUGUCUUUCGACUUCCUCAAUAUGAGUGCCUCCAAUGAGCCCAGCGCCAUCACGUUAUCUGGCAACGGUCAGAUCAGUAUCGCGACGGCGAAACCGCCCCCGCCCCCAGUCCGUCUAUCUUCGCAGGGCUCGCUGAUCUGUGGAAAUUCCGACGACGAGUCCGAUUUCAAAGUUAUAGGCCCUUUGUUGACUUCGGGGUCAAGCAUCUCGGAGGUGGUUGAAAGCCUUCAGGACCGCAUCCUGCCAAACCCAAACAAAACCGGAGAUGUGUCUCGUGAGAGUCGUCUGGUGGCCCCGGAAAAUAACUCCACGAAACCGCUGUCAAGUCGGGAAGCACGCGAGCGUGCCCUGUCCCUGGGAACGUCGGGCGAGUCGCUGACGGCUGAAGAGGCGUUGACGCUGCUCACCGUGAACCGGAUGCGGUGCAAAGAAGGGUAUUUGUUUGAUGACGCGCGCAAUAAGAGAAUAGUGGCGGAUGAUCCCUGCCUUCCGGGGUUCUGGGAUUGGAUUCAACGUGAGUGUGGUAUCAUAUUAACGAUGAGCAGUGCUAAUUCUACUAUUCAGGGGCACGUUCUGACUCUUCUAAUGAUUCGAUGGUUAUGA
This is a messenger RNA of Aspergillus melleus, 1638 nucleotides long. RefSeq names its product WD40 repeat domain-containing protein. Gene Ontology annotation, biological process: positive regulation of TORC1 signaling. Bases 1 to 1638 code for a protein of 545 amino acids. Lineage: Eukaryota; Fungi; Ascomycota; Eurotiomycetes; Eurotiales; Aspergillaceae. Gene Ontology annotation, cellular component: cytoplasm. Gene Ontology annotation, molecular function: protein binding. The transcript has a single exon. The record is from RefSeq and is a predicted model, not a curated record.